AUGAAGCAAGGCGUUCGAUCCAAUUUCGUAUUUUCUUCCAUACGCUUCGUUACAGAUUCUUUCAUAGAUUGGAGGAUAUUUGGGAUUUUGGGUUCUAAAGCAAAUCUCAAACUUCGGCCAUUUAGCUACUCAAAUAAGAUUUUGAUCUUGUUUUUACAUCCGAAUGGACUGCAAGACAUUCAUCCACAGAAGCUCGAAGCUGCCAUUGAAGCAAACGAAAAAAAGUCAAAGAUUUCAAAGCAUAAAAGAAGAUCAUCCGAAACUGAUAGUGACACUGAAAGUGAUAAUGUCAGAAAGUCAAGAAGAAUGAGUCAACACAAGAAACAUAAGAGAGAUAAGAAAGAUAAAAGAUCGAAACGAAAACUUAAAAGGAGAUCUUCUAGUUCAAGUGAUGAAAGUGAAAGUGAGUCUGAAAGUGAAAUCGAGGAACGAAGGAAGAGAAGACACUCAAAGCAUCAUCAUCAUCAUCAUCAUCAUCACCAUCAUCAUGAUAAUAAACGACAUAGGCGAAUGGAGUCUAGUGAUUCGGAUUCUUCUAGCUUUGAUGAUGAUGAUGUUAAAAGACAUGAAAGGAAGCACCAUAAGCAUCAUCAUCAUAGGAGAUCAAAUAGCCGUGAAUUGAAGUCAUCUGAUGAUAACAAGGAUCAUCAUCAUCAUCAUGAUCAUGGCCAUGAUUGUAAAGAUGAUUUGAAUGAAGGAUAUGAUGGGAAUAACAACCUCCUGAAUGGAAUUGAGGUGAAUGGAGGGAAUCUGAAUGCUGAAACUGAAAGUGAUGGAAUUGAAGAGGGUCAAAUUGUGUAG
Messenger RNA from Lactuca saligna, 801 nucleotides. NCBI's taxonomy places the organism in Eukaryota, Viridiplantae, Streptophyta, Magnoliopsida, Asterales, Asteraceae. The record is from the annotation of a GenBank genome assembly.